Parathielavia appendiculata is the source of this 261-nucleotide messenger RNA. RefSeq lists its product as uncharacterized. The record is from RefSeq and is a predicted model, not a curated record. Bases 1 to 261 code for a protein of 86 amino acids. NCBI's taxonomy places the organism in Eukaryota, Fungi, Ascomycota, Sordariomycetes, Sordariales, Chaetomiaceae. The transcript is spliced from 2 exons.
AUGCUGAAUCUUCUGCAACAGCACCUAGGAGUUAGGUGUCUAAGAAUAGACGGCAAUGUCAGCUACGCCGGAAGACUCCACAUCCUCGAGGAGUUCAGAACCACCGACGUGCUGAUCCUUUUGAUCACGCCCAGACUGGCGCUGUUGGCGGCAAACUACGUGCACAUCGCCGAAGCUCAGUGGUAUCCCUCGGUCGAAGAGCAAGCUAUUGCGCCAAACACGGGCCGUUACGAUCAUCCGAUUACGUGGUCAAGGACUUAG